UCUGUCGUCCUUUUACCAAACUAUAAAACAGGCAUACAUUUUGAAAUCUGUAUAGUGCAACUGAAGUUAAAGAAAACUAGUGACAAUGAAGGCUGUAGUAAUAUUUAGCUGUCUGUUCGUCACAGUAUGUGGAAUGGGUAUUCAAAAGAGAGAUGCCGAUCUUGGAGAAAUAAAUAGUGACAAUGAUGAUUUAGCCAUUGAUUCCCUAAUGAAUUAUCUCAGGAAAAGGUGGAGUAUAGGCAGUGGCAACAAAGGAAAUAAUAACCAAGCAAACAACAACAACAACAUUGGUAAUUCGCAUGUAGAAAAUAAUAAAGAUACACAUGUAGCGGGUUUCGGGAAUAUCGGAGACUUUGGAAAAAAACGUAGCUGGUCAAAUGAGGAUAAAAGAUGGGAUAUAGGAAGUGGCAACAAAGGAGAUGGUAAUCAAGCAAACAACAACCAAAAUAUCGGUAAUUCGCAUGUAGAAAAUAAUAAAAAUACACAUGUAGCGGGAAUAGGCAAUAUGGGAGAUUUUGGAAAAAAACGAAGCUGGUCAAAUGAGGAUAAAAGAUGGGAUAUAGGCAGUGGCAACAAAGGUAAUGGUAAUCAAGCAAACAACAACAACGACAUCGGUAAUUCUCAUGUUGAAAAUAAUAAAAAUACACAUGUAGCGGGAAUAGGCAAUAUGGGAGACUUUGGAAGGAAACGUGACUGGAAUAUUGGAAGUGGAAAUACAGGCAAUCAUAAUUCUGCAAAUGGCAAUAGUAACAUCGGCAAUAGCGAGAAGUAUGAUGACAAGAAUACAAAUGUAUAUGGCGUCGGAAAUAUCGGAGACUUUGGAAGAAAACGUGACUGGUCUUAUGAAGGUAAACGAUGGAGUAUAGGAAGUGGCAACAAAGGGAAUGGUAACACUGCAAAUGACAACAGCAACAUAGGUAAUUCGUAUGAAGAAAAUAAUAAAGAUACAAAUGUUAUAGGAGCUGGAAAUUUCGGAAACUUUGAUGGGAAACGAUAAAUAAGGUUAAGAAGAGAAGAAAGGACAUUAACACAAGUCACCUUUUGUUUUGCGUGAGAUGUGAAUAUAUCAUAUAUUACUAAACAAUUUGCAUGUACACCACGUUCAUCAUAUGUAGAUACUCUAACAGAAAUAUUUUAGAUUUAUGUUUUAUAUUAUAACGUAUAUUUUUAGUAAAUAAAGUGUUAGUAUUUCCCGAAUCGAUUUGUCUUCAUAAAGAACACUAUCUUUUUCAAUGAUUUUACGGUAUUUCAUUGUGUCCACUUUUUAUUCAACAGUAGUAAUUUCCCUACUCAAUAAGAUAUAGAGCAUAACGUGUGUAAUACGAUUGAGAUGUCAGAUAUGGCUAUGAAAUAUUUUUAUAAAAGGUAACCCAAGAAAAGAGCAACUGCAAUCCAUUUUAAAGUAAAAUGACAGUUUUAAAUCUGUAAAUGUUUUCAUUAUUACGAUAAAUCUUUAAUAUUUGUUAAUUCUACGGAUACUUGAGUUUAUUUUAUUACACAGAUCAAUCAUGUGAGUAAAAAUGUCAAAUGUGUGCGCAAUUGCAUGUACAUCAAUAGUAAUUGCUUCUCGAUUAGAAAUCAAUACACACUUGUCAAUUUUGAAAUUAAAAGUUUUUUAUGAAAUAAAAGAAAAAGUUGUUCUCAAUUGUGUAUUUAUUCAAACAAAGAUAUUGCCCAUCCAAAGCCAAUAUUAUUUUCAUUUGUCUCUUUCCUUUAAAAUGUUAAUUGCAUUAUGGAAUAAUAAGAUGAUUGUUUUUUAUUUCUUGAAACUACAGGCAAAAUGUUGAAAAUUAAAGGAGAAUUGGAACAUAA
Molecule: messenger RNA, 1812 nt
Organism: Mytilus trossulus (common blue mussel)
Lineage: Eukaryota; Metazoa; Mollusca; Bivalvia; Mytilida; Mytilidae
Product: N66 matrix protein-like
Exons: 5
Coding region: 86-997 (303 amino acids)
Source: RefSeq, a predicted model, not a curated record